Messenger RNA from Amphimedon queenslandica, 600 nucleotides. RefSeq lists its product as uncharacterized. Lineage: Eukaryota; Metazoa; Porifera; Demospongiae; Haplosclerida; Niphatidae. The record is from RefSeq and is a predicted model, not a curated record. The transcript is spliced from 7 exons. The coding region runs from base 16 to 456 and encodes 146 amino acids.
UUACUGUAGACUCAAAUGGUCAGUAUGACAGCGAGGAAGAAGACGAUGCUCAUAGUACAAACUCAAAUGGUCAGUAUGACAGCGAGGAAGAAGACGAUGCUCAUAGUACAAACUCAAAUGGUCAGUAUGACAGCGAGGAAGAAGACGAUGCUCAUAGUACAAACUCAAAUGGUCAGUAUGACAGCGAGGAAGAAGACGAUGCUCAUAGUACAAACUCAAAUGGUCAGUAUGACAGCGAGGAAGAAGACGAUGCUCAUAGUACAAACUCAAAUGGUCAGUAUGACAGCGAGGAAGAAGACGAUGCUCAUAGUACAAACUCAAAUGGUCAGUAUGACAGCGAGGAAGAAGAUGAUGCUCAUAGUACAAGUAUGUACAUGUAUUUUGUUGUCCAGUCUAUUUAUACGCUCUUUCCCUUUAUUGGACACGCGUAGUUGGACUCGCGUAGGCGGGUACUAAGGUGGUCACUAUUUUACGGGACGGGACGGGACAAACGGGACAGGAUACGCAGAAAUAACCUAUUUUGCGGGACAAGUAGGUGAGCAAAAUGGAACCAGCUCAACAUGCCUGUAAUUUUUCCUUUAAACUGUAACUAUAUUUCAG